Messenger RNA from Thelazia callipaeda (thelaziosis nematode), 720 nucleotides. The record is from the annotation of a GenBank genome assembly. NCBI's taxonomy places the organism in Eukaryota, Metazoa, Nematoda, Chromadorea, Rhabditida, Thelaziidae.
AUGGGAAGUUUGACUGUAGAACAAAAUGAUCCUUGCUUAUUUCGCUUGGCUGCAGCUUUUUCAUCCGAUCAGAUAGAUUGCAUCUGUGAAGCUCUUUAUCAAGCUCGUGAUGGUGAAAAGUUGCUAGAAUUAUUUCAACCAAAUGUAAAAAGUAUUAUGAUUUACCGGUGCAGAUAUUUUUCAAGUUCUGUUCUUCGUGCCUAUUUAUAUGCAUUAUAUUACAGUAAGCAAUAUGAAGAAUUAUUUCAGACUAUCGCAUCGAAUACAUUUGAGCAAAAGUUUUAUAGCGAACUGCAAGAUUUGUGGUAUAAAGCACGUUAUGCAGAGAAUGAAGAAAAGCGUCACAAAGAAUUAGGCGCUGUGGAAAAAUAUCGUCUGCGGAAAAAACAUCCCCCUCCGCGGUCUAUUUGGGAUGGUCAAGAAACAAUUUACAGUUUCAAGGAAAACGCUAGAAAUGAAAUCAAUUUCUAUUUAAUUUCAAUGCAGAAAUUAGUUGAUACAAUUCUUUUUCAGAUUCUUCGUCAGUUUUAUAAAAGAAACAAGUAUCCUACGCUUGAAGAUAAGAAGGAAAUAGCACGGGUAACUGAUUUAAAGGUCGUUCAGGUCAGUUUUAAGAUUUCAAAUUGGUUCAAAAAUAGACGACAACGUGAUAAAAAUUCAUCAAACAGAAAUCAAUUUUCCCCCGCGCUGCCUAUGCAAUUUGAAAACUUCACUUUGUGA